Molecule: messenger RNA, 510 nt
Organism: Medioppia subpectinata
Lineage: Eukaryota; Metazoa; Arthropoda; Arachnida; Sarcoptiformes; Oppiidae
Source: the annotation of a GenBank genome assembly
AUGGCUGGUCAGGACCUGACACUAGAUUGCAAUAUGCGUGGACUUGAUAAAUAUGAACGAAAGUGGAUUAGAUACAACCGUAAACUUACCGGUGUGUAUCUGUUAUACAAACGGAUCUUUACGGGUUGUCCCCUCAGAAUGGAUGUUUCAUUGAGAGGUUUUGAGCUAACCCUAACCGAGAUUAAACCCGUGUCGUCCGGCCUUGUAACAAUAGCUGCGCCGGUAUUCACAGACUACGGCCAUCCCCUGUAUGUCAUGGAAGGCCAGCGCCUGGAGCUCGAGUGCAACAACAAAGAAGUGGGUGAAUUGAUGAGAACGUGGACACUGUUUGAUACGGUACUGUUUGUGGAUGACACGCGUAUUUUUACCGACACCAAUCUCAAUGUUGACAAUCGCACCGGGGCGCUAAUUAUAAACACGCUAACUCCCCAGGAUAUUGGGCACUAUACAUGCCGGAUUACGCCAACCACCACUCGAAAUGAACCCACCGAGAUUGUUUACAAUGUGGUG